AUGUCUGAGAAAGUGUCGGUUGGACAAGCAGAAACGUGUGAUGUUGAAGACGGUUAUUCAAAAUUAUCAACUGAGCUGAACAACACACAACGGGUUCAUACGAUGUUCCGAGAUAUAUUUUGUCGGUCAUCGAGAAAUAAAGUUUCACACAUAAAUAAAGAAAUGACGACGUUGUCAACUGUUCUAAUCGAAUCAGUUCAACCGCCAAUCAUACGGCCAAAUGCCAUAAAUGAUGUGCACGUAGCUUCUGACAACUCAUAUUCAAUUGUUCGAAUUGCUGAAACUGGAAAUGUUCAGGAAUUUGAAAGUCUCGUUCAAAAUGAUCCAUCUAAAUUAACCCAUUUUAGUUCUGCAGGUUUGUGUGCAGCUCAUAGUGCUGCUGCUCAUAACCAAGUCGCCAUUUUACUAGUAAUCGUUCAAUACGAUGGAGAUUUGAAUAUCGAAGAUCGAAAUGGAUGGACGCCACUGCAUUACGCUGUACGACAUAAUGCCUUAAAUGCUAUUGAAUUUCUUUUGGAUAAUGGAGCUGAUGAUAGUCGAUUGAACCAACAGCAAGACGCUCCUAUUCAUCUAGCUGUCAUUCAUAAUCAAUCAGAAGCACUUAAACUUCUCCUGUCCAGACAUCCUCAAAAUGUGAAUCUUCCCGGUGAAAGGAAAAAGACGCCACUACAUUAUGCUGCUAUUAAUGAUAAUAUUGAAGCAGCAAGAAUACUUACUGAUAAUCAUGCUCGUUUGUGUUUGCGUAACGAUGUUGGCACCUAUCCAAUUCAUGAAGCAGCACUAAAUAGUAGCAACCGCGUAUUUCAUCACUUGUGUGAAAUCGCUAAGGUCAAUAGUUAUGGAAUCGUUAAUCUAUUGAAUUAUUGCGAUGCUGAAAAUCAUCGACCAUUACACUCAUCUGUUUUAGGUGGCAAUAUCGAAGCUGUACAAAUUUGUUUGGAGAAAGGAAGUAAAAUCGAUGAUCAACAAGAUGACUUCUCCACGCCAGUUCACCUAGCAGCUUCGCAGGGUUCAAUAGAGCUCUUAGAUCUCAUGUUCAGUUGGCAAUCUCAUCUCAAGAGGAGAGUCGUUUCUAUGACCGAUGUUCAAGGAAUGACGCCAUUGCAUAAAGCGUCUAUGGGUGAUCACGUCGAUGUCAUACAAUAUCUUCUUGAUGCGGGGUCUGAUAUCGAUGCUCGAGACGUUUCAAAACGAACACCACUCAUUCUUGCUGCUCUCAACUCUUCUGUCCAUGCUGUUUGUUUUCUCCUUUCUAAAAAUGCAUCCUUGUUUUAUCGAGACGAUUCCGAUCGAAACCUUCUUCAUGUCACCAUCAUGCAGAACCUUCCCAUCGACACCAUCGGCACUGCUCUCUUCAAACGUGACAACUAUCGCAUCCUCUUCGAUCAACGUGACACCGACGGAUUCUACCCCAUUCACUAUGCAUCUCGCGAUGGACUCGUCAAUGUUCUCACCGUUCUCAUCAAACAAGGAGCAGAAAUCAAUAAGAAAACAAAUCAGCGACAAUCAUCAUUGCACCUUGCUGCUCAGUAUGGAAGGUACAACACAUGCCGACAACUACUCGACACUUCAGGUUUCAAGCGCAUUCUCAACGAACCCGAUCAACAUGGUCAAACUCCACUUCAUCUCUGCUGUCAGAAUGGUCACACACGAGUCGUUCAGCUUCUACUGCACAAAGGUGCACAGUUCACCAAGAGCUUUGAUGGCGACACUCCACUUCACGAAGCAGCAUCACACGGUCAUGUUUCGACAAUGCAUACCAUUCUCCAAGCACAUACACACCUGAUCAACUCUGUAAAUCGUCUCGGAAUGACACCGCUGCACUGUGCAGCUGCAGCUGGUCAUGUCGAGUGUGUUGAUCUGUUACUGUCGAAAGCAGCAGAGUUUGUGACAAAUGCAGAUGGUGAGACAUUCUUUGACUUGGCCAUCAUGAAAAGACACAAGGAUGUUUGUCUUGCAAUCAUUGGUCAUAAGCGAUGGAACGAGGCACUGGACCUGACGAGUGUGAAGUAUCGAACGCCACUACUUGGUCUGAUUGAACAUUUGCCAGAGUGCGUGCCAGUUAUAUUUGAUCGAUGUAUAACGCGCACCUGUGAUAAUCAAAAAGAUAAAGAUUUUCAUUUAAUUUACGACUUCCAUUAUAUCAACUGGACGGAUGUAACUGAGGUCGAUGGAAAGUUUCGUCGGUGUCCAAUGCUACCACUCAAUAUGAUGGUCAAGUUUGGCCGAACGAAUCAUCUCAGCCAUCCACUUUGUGAAACGCUUCUCCGACAAAAGUGGCUCACCUAUGGCUUUCCCAUCUACAUGCUCAACCUUUGCUUCUAUCUUCUCUUUCUCAUCUCACUCUCCUACUUCGUCAUCACUUUUCCUGCAUGCAAUCAUCAUGAUUCCACUCUCACUCUCACGCUCACCAAAACACCACUUCAUACUUGUCCUAACCAGCAUUUCGUUUCGUUCAGACAGUCGGCGACUUUACCACACAUGUUCUGUAUUUGGUACAUCAUCUUGUACUGUUUCUUGAACUUCGUUCUCGAGACAGUUCAGUUUGCUCAAGAGGGUUGGGAAUAUUUCAGUGAUAUGGAGAACUACAUCCAGUGGUCACUGUACAUCAGUGUGUGUGUGUUCGCAUUUCCAUUUUUGUUCGAUCAAUCAUGGCAUUAUCAGUGGGUAGCAGGAUCGAUUGGUAUCUUGAAUGCUUACUUAGGUUUGUUAUUUCUGUUGGGUCGAUUCGAUAUCUAUGGAAUCUAUGUGAUAAUGUUUCUGGAGAUUUUCAAGACGCUGUUGCAUGUGUUAUCACUGUUUUCAGUUUUGAUCGUGGGAUUUGCAUUAACUUUCUGCGUGAUUCGACCAUUCAAUGAACAAUUGAAUCCAUCGAAUCCUCAACAUCUGUUUAUAAUUAUACUAAAGUCAGUGACAAUGAUGUUGGGUGAAAUUGGUUUUGAUCCAAGUUAUUCCGAAAACGUUAAUGAACAACAUUUUUCUCUCACUAAUCUAUUAAUGCUUCUGCUGUUCGCUAUUAUCAUGCCUAUUCUUUUAAUGAACCUGCUGGUUGGUCUAGCCAUUGGUGAUUUGAUGCAAAUUCAACAAAAUGCACAUUUGAAACGUCUCGCCAUGCAGGUCCAACUUCAUACGAAUUUAGAGAGAAAAUUGCCGAGUAAACUCGUUCAACGAUGGAUAAAGGACAAGUUCGUUAUUUAUAUCAAUAGAGGUUUCUGCAAUCGCAUCACAUCAAUCAUAAAACGAUGGAUCGCUCAACCGAUUGACACGAAAGAUGUCUUGGAUGCGAACAGAGAUUCUUCAUCAGAGAAUGAAUUAUUCGUUGAACUGUACAAACAAAAAACCAGGCAAAAGGACAUGCAGCGACAAUUGGACAAGAUAACUACUCUACUUCGAUUAAUUGUACAAAAAAUGGAGAUUAAUACUGAAAUUGAACUUGACGAUCGAUCGAAAUGUGAUCAACCAAAAGAAUGCAUGAAUAUUCAAAAACUUCGACAGGCCAUCAAUGUCAAAAAUCGAUUUUCGCGUCUACGUUCUUUCGCAGACACUCACAAUUAA
Molecule: messenger RNA, 3555 nt
Organism: Adineta ricciae
Lineage: Eukaryota; Metazoa; Rotifera; Eurotatoria; Adinetida; Adinetidae
Source: the annotation of a GenBank genome assembly